AUGGUAGCCGGAUCCUCGUCUUCGCGGGCCAAGCCCGUGAAGCGCGUGAAAUCCGGAACUGAAACGACGAAGAAUCACCGAUUCGAAGGGUUUGCUGCACGAGUAUCAAAACUGAAAAUCGACCCGAUUCAUCGAGUACGGCGGCCGAGCUUUGGCGAAGAAGGCGACGAAACAACAUCCCAUUUCCGAGCGGCGUUCGAGCACUGGAGCGAACUGAACUUGGCAGAGAACUUUGUCGCAUUUUCUCGUCGAGUCAACCCACUUUGUGAGAGUUUGCCGCAGAUUCUCUACUACGAGGAAAAGAUCUUCAACUUGCUGGUGGAAUACAUUGAUAAAAGGGAUCGGAUUUCAAUAGAGCCGCUGCUGAGUCUUCUUGCUCAGUUCGCCCGCGAUUUGGGCGUGAGAUUCGAAAAGUACUUUGCUACAUCCGUGACACUGGUCGCCUCCGUCGCAGCCACCCAUCCUGAUGUUGAAGUGGUGGAAUGGAGUUUUACUUGCUUGGCAUGGACGUUCAAGUUCCUCUCCCGGCUUUUGGUCCCGGACUUGCGCCAGCUUUUGGGUAUCAUGACACCAUAUCUUGGAAAAGAACGGCAGAAGCCAUUUGUGGCUCGAUUUGCAGCUGAGUCGAUGUCGUUUUUGAUUCGCAAGGCCGGGCUGGUAUACUACAAAAACCCGGAACCUCUUCAACUAGCGAUAUCAUUCUUGUUCGACGACUUGCGGCAGGCCGGAGCGGAUUCAAAGAACGUGGACCUCUACAAGCAGGGUCUGAUGUCGAUGUUUUCUGACUCGAUCAAGGGUGUGAAGCUGGGUCUUCAUUCAAACGGAGCGGAUAUCUUCCGAUGCCUCUUGGAGCUGGUGUGCACGGAUGACGACCUCCGUAGCAGACUCGCCCUUGACGUUGUCAGCGGCGUGCUGAUCAAUAUCAUUCACAGUACAACUGCCGACACAUUCGAGCCGAUCGCCGAAUUGAUCUGGUCCUUUGCCAAAUCAAGGAGCGGAGAUAAGAAGAGUGCCGCCGCAUGCUGUCGCGUAGCCUUUCUCUGUGUCGCUACCCGAAAAGGAACGCGCGUGAAGACAUGGAAGCCUGUUCUCGACACACUGUUACUACUCCUCCAGGCGGCUGAGAAUGCCCCUGAUGCAUAUGCUGGUGCCAUUCCCCAGCUUCUCACAGCUGUUGCGUAUGCGCUUCAGACAUCACCCAUGGACGAGAUGCUACCCUUCAUGCGGUCACUCAUGGAUGCAGUGACUAGCGAUAAACUUUUGACCCAUUUCCUUUCAUUCUGCGCCACAUUUUCGGAAUGGGGACCCGAAAGAUUCCACAGUGUUGUUCUUCCUUACUUUCAAAAGUUCGUCAACAAUUCAUGGAAAGAUCACGAAUAUGAGCUAUGUUUAUCGCUUCUCCGAUUAAACCGCGCAGGCUGCAUUACGUCUGAAGCUGCCAAACCUGGUUAUAUUUCCUGCCCAGCUUCAUGGAAGUCUCGCAUCCGAGAUACACUGCAAACAUCCGAUUCAAGUACAUCUGCAGUAGCUUUGCUUAACGCUUACUCGAAGCUUCCUCCUGCACUCUCUCUAUCCGCUGAUCCUUCCCUUGUACCUGAUGUUGCGGAUGCUCUUCACGAAAACCUUGCUUCUGUGCUCAACGACGACGAGUCCGUCCCUACCCCUAGGACUAAUUUCUAUCUCGGACAAGGGUUCAAGACUUAUGUCGACUUGAGCUCACGCCUAGGGAAUCUUGACCUGAAGCUCUGGGAUCGAGUGAGCAAGGUGGCAGCCAAGUACUCCCGUCUUCAUGCAUUCCUUGACGCGAUACUGGCCUUUAUCUUAGCAUGCUCUGACAAUUUGGACAUCGACCCCGCCGCGAUUGACUCAUUUGUUGAUGCCUUGAUUACCAACCUGGCAGCGCCCUCCCAGCAGCUGCGGCUAAUAUCUCUGAAAAUCCUACAAGAGUUGGUCAAGGCUUCUGGUGAAGAUGCUUCAAUCAUCGCUUUGGCCAUUGAGAUCGAGGAAAGCGAACUUACAAUACAAAGUGCCAGAGUGCUCUCGAUGCAAGUGAGGAAGCUCGCCUUGUCAUACCCACAACUUGUCUCCCGGAAAUGGAUGGCGAGAUUGAUCCCAACCUUCUGCUUUGGACUGUUCUCUAAGAAGCUCGCUCCACUGUGGGAUGAUUCUACUUCAGCCUUGAAAUCCAUGAGUGAGCAUGCAGAAGGAGAAAAGGUCAUUACCGAGCUGGCCGUCCAGUGGCUUCAUGAGAAAGGGUCUACCCUGCCGACUGAUGCCGAGGAGGAUGAUGAAUCGGACACCCAAGUUUCUGGUUAUUAUCAAUGCUUCAAUGCUACCAAGGUCGAAAACAUAACCGCCACUCAUUUUCAGUCCUUUGAGCCCUUUUCAACUUUGAUACAGGAUUUCGAGUCGGACCAGUCCCUUGCCGUGGUAAUUCCGACAAACCCACGGACCCAGGCCCUGCGUGUGUUCAAUGCUAUCCCCAACCUGGCAGAGAAACGUUCCCGUCAGAUUGUCCCACUCUUCCUCUCAUGGGCUUUGCACGACGAUGAGGAUAGUCCCUCUAAACCAGAAACGCCAGACUCCGACCCGGGCUCAUACAUCCCUUGGGGAUUCCAUGACCGUCUGUCGUUCCUGACUCUUUUCUCUCAGUUCCUUAACCCGUCAGUGCUAUUCAGAGCGUCUGAGGUCCGCGACGCCCUUCUUGGCCUGCUCUGCCACGGUAAUUCAGAAAUUCAGAAAUCUGCUCUCAAGGCUGUCUUUACUUGGAAGUCUGCUGGUAUUGUAUCCUACCGUGACAAUCUUCUGAACAUCCUCGAUGAAUCACGGUUUAACGAUGAGCUUGCCGUCUUUGUUCGCGUUGGACGAGAAGACAGUUUGAUUGAAGAGAAGCACAGGGAUGACGUUGUGCCUGUGGUUCUCCGCCUGCUUUAUGGUCGAAUGAUUUCAAAAGCCAGCGCCAACUCCAACCAGGCCGGUCAAACUGGUCGCCGAAAGGCUAUUCUGCGGACACUUUCACAGCUUCCUGACCGCGAAUUCGAUAUCUUCAUGCGGAUUGCCUUCGGUCCUUUAGCUGACAUCCAGCUACUGAAAGACAAUCAGAUCGACGAACAGGCCUUUGUGCGCGAAGUGGUUGGGCCAAGGAGACAGAUGGGUCUGUUGCGAUUGAUUGAAACUGUGUUUGACACGCUCCAGAGCCGUAUGGCUUCGUAUGCCGAACAGUCGAUGGAUGUCGUGCUCCAUUGUCUGGUUAGGGCUUCUCGUGCCUUGGCAAAGGAGCAGCAAGGUCCCACUACAGACCCUCAGGAGGAGCGGCUUGCAACAGUAUUGCGGAAUAUUCGGCAAACUAGUAUCCGCUGCCUAGAUCUCAUCUUUUCUGUCUCAUCUGAUCAAGAUUGGACUUCACGCGUUCGAGUUAUUUUUGACGAGGUCAUCAACCCUAGGUUGGACAAUUUCGCAAUAGAGAUGGCCCAGGGCGUUUCGGGGCUCUUCCGAUUGUUCCACACUUGGGCCUCUUCGUCUCGCUCGUCGUUCUACCUUUCACAAUUCAACAAUGUUCUUUUGACGAGGGUUGUGGAUUGUCUCGGUGUCGACUCUGCACAGGAUGAAGUCAAAAUCUUUGUCAUGGACGAGAUCUUGACGCCUGUUGUUGAUCUCUCCACCGGCAGAGACCUUGAGGAAGGCGAGAAUAUGGGUGACUUUUCAGCCGAUGAGAUUCGCUCAGAAGUCCUGGCUCCUUAUAUCGAGCACUCUCUUUCUCUUCUCAGCCGUCUCCUGAAGCGCGGCCCAUCCAAGCCAGUCCUCAUUUCUGGCGUGCAGACACUCUCCCGUCUGGCACCAUGUGUCGAGUCCUCGAAGGAAACAUCAAGCUUGAUUAGCAUCCUGACCUAUCUUCUCCGUCAACCGGCAGACAGAGUCUCCCCCAAAACGAAAUCCGACCUUCUUCACAGCUUGGAGCACUUCCUACCUCUCUAUAACACCAAGGAAGAUCCGGCUUUGUCACAAGAAGUUUUUGAAGCUGUUUGUUCUAUGUUUGACUACUUCAGAGACAAUAAAAAUCGCGCAGUCCUCUCUAGGGUCUUCACAGCCUUCGCGAACCACCAGCCCGAGCUCUCUCGAGUGGCAUCUCUCUGCGAAGAUCUAAACUCCAUAUCUGUCAAGAAACUGGGAGUGGAUUACGAGCGUCGUCUGCAGGCUUUCAGAACAUUGACCGAGGAGCUCUGGGACUCGCUGAAUGCUAAGCAAUGGCGGCCUCUGUUGUACAACAUGCUCUUCCACGUCAAGGAUGAAGACGAAUUGGCUAUCCGCUCCAGCGCCUCUUUUGGGCUGAAGCGAUUCAUUGAGCGAGCUGCUUCCGCUGGGAGCUUGGCAGAAUCAUUCGAGCCCCUUGUCACCGAGAUUUUGAUUCCCGCAAUCCAAGGCGGGAUGCGCCAGAAGUCGGACCUCGUCCGGUCCGAGUUCGUGCAGGUGCUUGGCCACCUUGUGAAGUUGAACCCAGACCGCGAGUCUGUCAAUGAUAUGCGCGGUCUCCUUGUCGGCGAUGACGAGGAGGCAUCGUUCUUCAACAACAUCCUUCACAUUCAGCAACACCGUCGCCUUCGAGCCCUUCGACGACUCGCCAGCGAAUCGACCAAUGGGAAAAUACAAGCGUCCAACGUUAGUAUGAUCUUCUUGCCGCUGAUCGAACACUUUCUAUUCGACUCGGGUGAUGAUGAGAAUGCUCACAACCAGGUCGCCGAAGCUGUGAUCACCAUCGGUAUCCUUGGGGAGUCGUUGGACUGGAACCAAUUCAGGGCCAUCUUCAGGAGAUACCGGAGCUACAUGAAGAGCAAGUCUGAAAUGGAGAAGAGUGUCCUGAAACUCCUGGGCAGGAUGUCUGACGCGCUCAGCAACGCAAUGGGUCAAUUCACUGUUGCCAAGGCUCAGACUGAGAUGAAGAACGGCGACGACGCCAUGGAUAUAUCCGCGCCUCCAAUGUGCACUCUUGCCCGUUCGAUACCUUCUGCCGCCAAGGUUGCCAAUGAGCUGACAACGGGCUUUGUCCCUGUCCUGACUGACUUUAUCCACCACAAGAACGAGGCACAGAUGAGUUUGCGUCUUCCCGCUGCGGUUACGGUCAUCAAGCUUCUGAAGCUGCUACCCGAGCAAGAUAUGUCUGUUCGACUACCGCCUGUUCUUCUUGAUGUUUGCAGUAUCCUUAAGAGUAAAGCACAGGAUUCACGAGACACAGCUAGAAAGACAUUAAACGACAUUGCUCUUCUACUGGGUCCGAAUUACAUGGGUUACAUCCUCAAGGAACUGCGACAUACUCUUAAGCGAGGUUACCAACUUCACGUCCUCUCGUUCACUGUUCACUCCAUCCUGGUUGCGACCACAGAUGAAUUUAAACAGGGAGACCUGGAUUACUGUCUAUCAGAUCUUACCCUCGUGAUCAUGGAUGAUACCUUCGGUACCGUGGGUCAAGAGAAGGAAGCCGAAGACUAUGUCAGCAAGAUGAGGGAAGUCAAGAGCAACAAGAGUUACGACUCUAUGGAACUCCUCGCCAAGAAUUCGACAGUGCAAAACCUCUCCAGUCUCGUCCGGCCUCUGCAAACGUUGUUGCAGGAGAAGCUCACUUCCAACAUCGUGCGAAAGGUUGACGAACUUCUCAGAAGAAUCGGAGUCGGUCUGUUGCGGAACCCCGGAGUCGAAAGCCGUGACCUUCUGGUGUUCUGCUACGAGGUCAUCAAGGAGGCAUACAAGGAGCCCGUGGUAUCUCAGACGUCAGGUGCCAAGACUGCUCAGGAGGAGAACUUCCUGAUCAAUAUGAAGAGCCAAAGGCGGAAUGAGAAGCGAGGAAGCACCUCUUCCUAUGUUCACAAGCUGAUCCGUUUCUCGUUCGAUGUUCUUCGCUCUGUGCUCAGCAAGUACAGUUCCCUGCUUACCCCUGCGAACAUGGCUGGGUAUAUCCCUAUGGUCGGAGACGCCUUGGUCCAGGGCCAUGAGGAGGUGAAGAUAUCCGCAAUUCGGUUCCUCUCAACUAUUAUCAAGCUUCCUCUGCCCGAAAUCGACACCAACGCACCCAUUUAUCUUACGGAAGCUGUCAAGCUGAUCAAGGAGGCGCCGAGCACCAACACCGAAGGUGCACAGGCAUCCUUGAAGUUGAUCUCCGCCAUGCUGCGGGAGAGGAAAGACGUCAAGCUUAGAGAUGGACACCUGGCUUAUCUGCUUCAGCGCCUCACGUCCGACAUCGAGGAACCAGACCGCCAGGGCGUUACUUUCAACUUCAUCCGAGCAGUCAUGGCGCGCAAGUUUGUCGUACCUGAGAUGUAUGAGCUUGUUGACAACAUUGCCAUGAUGAUGGUCACAAACCAGACCCGAUCCGCACGUGAUUUAGCCCGUGGCGUAUACGUUCACUUUCUGAUUGAGUAUCCCCAAGUCAAGAACAGGUGGACGAAGCAGCUCAGUUUCCUGGUCAAGAACCUGGAGUACAAACACCAGGACGGCCGUCAGUCGGUCAUGGAUGCCAUUAACUCGCUGCUCGCGAAAACGGGGCAAGAACUAGCUCAGGAUAUCGUUGGCACUUUCUUCCUCCCUGUUGUCAUCGUCAUGGCGAAUGACGACGCGGCCGAGUGCCGAGAAAUGGCUGGUGCCCUGCUAGGAGAGUUCUACAGACGGGCAGACCGAGAGCACAUGAAGACUAUCCUCGAACCUCUUCGGUCCUGGAUUGAACAAACAGAGAACCCACUCCUCACCAGCACCGGAUUGCAGGCUAUGCGGAUCUACUUUGAGACCGAAGAGACCGAGAAGGACAAGCAGGCCGGCUUUGUAGCCCAGACUUUGCCAACCAUCAUCCAGCCUAUCAUCAAGGACGCCGAAACAGACUCCUGGCAGACACUGUACUUUUCACUCCAGCUCUACGCCAAGCUAUGCAAGGCUGUUCCAUCAAUCGCCUUGUCCAAGGACCGUAUAAAGAAUUGGAGUCUGAUCUGCGAAUGUCUGUUCUAUCCUCACUCUUGGGUCAAGACCUGCGCUGCAAACCUCGUUGGCUUGUGGCUAGCGGACCUGGCAAAGGCGAAUGCGACGGUGGGGUACAGCUCGUUACCUUUGGUUGGUGGCACCGGGCUGGCGAUGGAUAAAGACACGAUGACUCUACUGCUUCGGGCAUGUCUACGCUCUCUUCGUACCCCUGGAAUUAGCGAAGAACUAGCCAUGCAAACAGUCCGCAACAUCGUCUUCCUCGGCCGCUGCUGCGCACAGAACGGCCUUGAACUUGAACUCUCCACCGCCGAAGACAAUGAUGCCGAAGCAGACAAAAGCGGGAGCGAAAACGAAGAUGAAGCUGAGGAUUUCGACGAUGAGACAGAACGGACCUCGACGAAAUCCGCCAUCCGAUACAUCUUCGAGCAAGCGGCCUCCAUCCUCCGCCGAGAAGUUAUCACCACCCGAGCACCAUCAUUGGUACCAAAGACCGCGUCCAUCGGCCUCAUCGCCGCGCUCUGUCGCCAUCUCGAGCCUGGCCAGAUUCUGGGCUCUCUGCCUGUCAUUCUCCUCCCUCUCCAGCACCUGACCGAUGCCUCUAUUCCGGCCCCAAGAUCAUCCGACGAGGCUUUCACGGAGUCGUACAAGGGACUUGUCUCGAACUGCCAUGAAGUCCUAGACCUGCUGCAGAAGAAGCUUGGUACUACCGAGUACAUCAAGCACGCGUCAGCUGUUCAAGAAGAAAUCAAGAAGAGACGUGAGGGACGACGGGUCAAAAGACGUAUUGAGGCUGUUGCGGAUCCGGAGAAGUACGGACGUGAUAAGAAGAGGAGGAAUGAUCGCAAGCGCGAGAAGAGGAAGGAGAAGGGUGCUGAACACCGUGGUAGGAGACGAGGUUGGUAA
This is a messenger RNA of Aspergillus calidoustus, 7863 nucleotides long. Lineage: Eukaryota; Fungi; Ascomycota; Eurotiomycetes; Eurotiales; Aspergillaceae. The record is from the annotation of a GenBank genome assembly.